UUUAUUAACCCUUCGGUUUUUCAUUUCAAAUCAAACAUCAAAUUGUAACACAACAUUGAUUGUUUAUCUUACAAUUAAGAAAAUUCUUAUAUAUAUUUAUGAUUGUGUAGAUGGAACAUAAUAAUAUUGGGUAAUUGGUAUACUUUUUUUAGUCAUUCAAAUCAGAACUACUAGUAGUAUUAUUUUUUGUUAAACUGUCUGUAGUGUAGACGUUGGUGCUUAUUGAGUUGUUGCUUAGUUGGUGUUUAAUUGUUUAUAGUUCAUAAUUCCUGUACACUUGCAACGCAUCAAGUGCAUUUCUUGCACUCAGCAUGGCAAAUGAUAACAAAAUGACAACAAACAGCAAAUUUGUUCUACCGGUAAGCAGCGAUGACAAUCUGAGUGUACUGUCGGUGAUCUACAGAUUUUUUAAGAAGGUCACAAUAGUAGGUGCAGUAUAUUUAGUUGGUUAUAUGCAAUGGAGUGUAGCAUGGUUGAUUGGUCCCGUGGUAUUAUCGGUGAUGCGAGAUCAGUGGCGAAAGGAAAGCGAAUAUCGUCGAAAUUUGGCGAAAACUGCAGCUCUCUCUUCAGAAAAAGAUGUCGUUCUUGCAAGACUCGAUGAUCUUCCUGCAUGGGUCUUCUUUCCGGACGUAGAAAGAGCGGAAUGGCUUAACAGGAUCCUUCUCCAAGUGUGGCCGAACGUUAACCAUUAUGCAAGGACUCUCCUCAAGGACUCCAUAGAACCAGCUGUCGCCGAAAGUUUGGCUAACUUUAAGCUGAACGGUUUUAAGUUCGAGAGAAUGAUUCUUGGUACUAUUGCGCCGCGCGUCGGAGGCGUCAAAGUUUACGAUAAGAAUCUUUCUAGAGAUGAAAUCAUCAUGGACGUAGACCUGUUUUAUGCUGGUGAUUGUGAUAUUUCAUUCGUCCUUCAACGUAUUCGAGGGGGCAUUAAGGAUUUGCAGAUCCACGGCAUGGUGCGUGUGGUGAUGAAGCCGCUGAUCACGAAGAUGCCGCUGGUGGGGGGGCUGCAAGUGUUCUUUCUCAAUAAUCCGUCCAUUGACUUCAACCUCGUUGGUGCCGCUGAUGUUCUAGAUAUGCCUGGCUUUAGUGACAUUUUACGGCGAUGCAUUGUGGAGCAAAUAGCAAAGAUGAUGGUGCUACCCAACAAAUUGCCCAUAAAGUUGAGCGACGAAAUUCCAACGGUCGACCUGCGCAUGCCUGAACCAGAAGGUGUACUUCGUAUUCACCUGGUGCAAGCUCAGAACUUGAUGAAGAAAGAUGUGUCAAUGUUGGGUAAAGGUAAAUCGGAUCCUUACGCCAUCAUAACAGUUGGCGCGCAGCAGUGGAAGACCAAACACAUAGACAACAACAUCAACCCUCGCUGGGAGUACUGGUGCGAGUCUGUGCUGCGCCAGAGCGCGACCCGCGCUGCCAUACAGCUUUACGACUGGGACCGGACGGGCAGGGAUGAGAAACUCGGCAGAUGCUCUCUAGAUAUCUCCCAAGUUGUACGCGCUGGUCGUUUAGAUACGUGGCAAACACUCCAGCAGGCAAAGACCGGCAAAGUGCAUCUUCGAUUGUCUUGGCAUCGAUUUUCCACUGACUUGGCCGAUCUAAGUCACGCUCUUACUGAAACCCAACUUGUGAAGAAUGCAGAGCUAAGUUCAGCAGUUGUGUCAGUUUAUAUAGAUUCGUGUAAGAAUUUACCAAAUGCGCGUGCGCAAUCCCGACCUGAUCCGUACUUGACGGUGACAGUGGGCAAGAAGACCGAGAACACUGCCGUACAGAUGCGUACCGACAGUCCGGUCUACGAAAUAGGAUAUUCCUUCCUCGUUCAGAAUCCUGAAAUCGAUGUUCUGGAAAUAAAGGUUAUAGAUCAGAAGACAGGCAAUCAACUCGGCCAGCUAACCUACGGAAUCGCUUCAUUGUUAAAACAAAAAAAUCUUACAAUGUUGAGCCAACCACUGAACUUGCAAAAAUCUGGACCUGAAUCUAAAAUUAUUAUAGCAUCACAAUUAAAGAUCUUAAAAGAGGCUAUAAAAGAAGAGGACAUUGAUGAGGAGAUUGUAUCGGUCGCUCCGAGCGAGCCCGAGCCCGAGCCGGCCGCGAACACAGACAACAACUCUGUAAACGCCCCAUUAGCUCAACCCUCGGACACGGAUCUGAAGGACUUAGUGGAUUCAGCUCCUACAGUGAACCAAUCCGAUAAUGUAUCUGAAAAAUCGAUUCCCGUUGAACAGAUCAUUAAAGAAGUCGACGUUCCUCAAGAGAGCCAAAUUCAGCCGGAACGCGAAUCACCGAAGCUAAUUCAUAGAACCUCCUCUUUGACAACGUCUGCCGGUGAAGCUGGACUGGGUCGUAUCUUAUUGUCUCUUCGCUAUAGUAUGCAAAAUCAAAUUCUAUACGUUGUAGUACACAAAAUUAUGAACAUACCUCUUAAGGACCCUACCAAUGUGCCCGAUCCAUAUGUGAAGUUGUAUUUACUACCCGGACGAUCCAAGGAUUCUAAACGGAAGACCGCAGUGGUAAAAGAUAAUUGCAUGCCCGAAUAUGACGAGCAGUUCGAGUGGGCCAUCCCGCUAGCCGAGUUACAUUCGCGUCAGCUCGAAGUGACCGUCGCCACGCACAAGGGUUUCCUCGGCGGUAGCCCCAUUAUCGGACAGGUAAUUGUGCAACUUAAUCAGUACGACAUCCGUGAAGCCAAAACACUGUGGUUUGAUCUUUUGCCUGAAUCAUCACCACGAGAGUAAAAAGUCAGCAGUUAGGUGCUUAAAAUACAAUCGUAUGUGUAUGCUUAUUUAUGCUAAGCCAUAUUUAAAUGAUCUGUCUUAAAAUUUUUGAACUGUAUUUUAUUAUAUUUCUGGUGUAAUUAAAUAAAUACAAAAUCGAAAAAUCUUGUACAAAUGUUAUUUUUAAACAAUAAUAUCAGUUAUACAAUUAUGUAACAACGAUAGUACGAGUUGUAAACCUAAGAAUGUGCGUCUACACUUUAUUCACAAGAAAUAUUUAAUCAGGGUAAAGGUUUUAUAACACCAUUCAACAAAAGGCAGUAGAUUUUUCUUGUAAUGCUCUUUGCAUUACAAGAAAAAUGUUAGUAUGGUAAAGACGCUGAAUAUGAAUUAAUAUCAAUAAAUUUCAAUAAUAAAUUUACACGAGUUUUGUGGUAGGAAGCUUAUUAACCUGUAAAUCUAUUUCUAAAGAAAAAAUACCAUUAGCAUACUAUAUAUUAUAUCACUGCUGGUUAUUGACAAAUAAUUAAAUAUUUUAAUCCCAUUAUGUGAUCAAUCAUAAUGAUAAUCUGAUUUUGUUUUUAUUCAAUUAACACAUGUUACCAAAAUAUAAUUUCAGUUUGCAUUUGUAAUGUUGUUUGUUAGUUAAGAAUUGUUCCAUCUUAAAAAUGUUUUAUGCCUAAUGAUUUCAUUUUACUUAUGUAGACAUUGAUUUUGUUUCAAAUU
This is a messenger RNA of Nymphalis io (European peacock), 3434 nucleotides long. It is a transcript of the gene Esyt2, whose product is annotated as extended synaptotagmin-2-B. Lineage: Eukaryota; Metazoa; Arthropoda; Insecta; Lepidoptera; Nymphalidae. The record is from RefSeq and is a predicted model, not a curated record. The transcript has 24 exons. Gene Ontology annotation, molecular function: lipid binding. Gene Ontology annotation, biological process: lipid transport. Bases 312 to 2729 code for a protein of 805 amino acids.